UUUCUUGGUAAAUCUAAAAAUUUGUCUAUCUGUGUUUAAAGUUUUUUACAUUUCAAAACAAUUACGUUGCGGGUCAGCAAACCUGUCAAACAGUUCUCAAAGGAAAACAUAUUUUUAUAAAUGGGCAACGAAAUGUCUUCAUCGGCAAUGGAAAAACAUCUGUUUAAUCUAAAAUUUGCAGUGAAAGAGCUUGAGAGAAACUCAAAAAAAUGUGAAAAAGAAGAAAAGUUAGAAAAAGAAAAAGCUAAAAAGGCAAUCCAGAAGGGAAACAUGGAAGGUGCUCGGAUACAUGCAGAAAAUGCAAUACGGCAGAAAAACCAAGCAUUAAACUACCUCAGAAUGUCAGCAAGAGUAGAUGCUGUGUCAAGCAGAGUGCAGACAGCACUCACUACAAGAAAGGUCACAAAUUCCAUGGCAGGCGUAGUAAAAGCCAUGGAUGCAGCAAUGAAAUCUAUGAAUCUUGAGAAAAUCUCUACACUCAUGGAUAAGUUCGAGAGUCAGUUCGAAGAUCUGGACGUCCAGUCAUCGUACAUGGAGAAUGCUAUGUCACAAACCACUACCACCACGGUGCCGCAGGGUGACGUGGACAAUCUGUUGCAGCAGGUGGCUGAUGAGGCCGGUCUGGAACUAAACAUGGAGCUGCCGUCUGGUAUCCCGAGCACGUCGGUGGGCACAGCCACGGUCGUGUCGCAGGAGCAGGACGAUCUCACGCAGAGAUUGGCGAGGUUGCGGCAAGCCGAGUAACGUCUGUCAGAUUAUGGAGAUUCUGUACCAGU
Cydia splendana is the source of this 776-nucleotide messenger RNA. RefSeq names its product charged multivesicular body protein 1b (gene Chmp1). The record is from RefSeq and is a predicted model, not a curated record. The transcript is spliced from 4 exons. NCBI's taxonomy places the organism in Eukaryota, Metazoa, Arthropoda, Insecta, Lepidoptera, Tortricidae. Bases 121 to 744 code for a protein of 207 amino acids. Gene Ontology annotation, biological process: protein transport; endosome transport via multivesicular body sorting pathway; late endosome to vacuole transport. Gene Ontology annotation, cellular component: multivesicular body; ESCRT III complex.